AUGCUCCACAGGCACCUCCCUGCUGCCCAGCUCGAGCUCGCUCUCGACCCAGCCGCACCGACGCCAGCCUUUCCCGGCCUCGUGUCGUCCAUUCGGCCCCUCAAGCGCAUCGCCAUCCAGCUCGCAGACGAGCACUCCCUCUUGAGCAGGUUCACCUACAAGCACAAGAACCAGCACAAGGGCACCGGCUGGUGGCGCCGCGUCGUCCACGUCGACCGCGCAGCCGCUCGUGCCCUCGCCGAACUCGACGCCUGGCUCGCUCCCUUCACCUCGAGUACGGGCAAGGACGAGGUCGGGUCACUCACGCGCGAGGUCGUCUGCGCUGCGCUCCUCCGCCUCCCGAGGGUCAUGCUCAUGGUCGAAAAGAACCUCGAGGUCCUCCUCAAUACGGCGAGCACCCUCGACCAGCUCGUCGACUCGCGCGCGUUCCUCGCCCUCGCCGUCGUCAUCGUCGCCCUGACGGCGAGGCUACACGCCCUCUUUGCCGCCCUCCUCGACGAGUGCACCCGCACCGCCGCGACCCUCCUCCGGCUCAUCGAGAACAACCAGCUCCUGCCCGUCGUGUCGCCCAAGAUCAAGGCCCUGCCGCGCACCCUGCGCCGCUUCCUCAGCCUCGACCAGCCCGCCUCGGCGGGUCCUUCCUCCCUCGCGCCCUCACUCUCUGCGACCCCGCACGCCGCCUCGCCCGCACCGGCGCCCCUAAACGGGCUUGACGACAUCGGCGCCGCUGUCGAGCGCCGAGCGCCGGGCGCCAAACCCGCUGCACCUCGACGAGUACCUCCAGGCCCGCCGUCCUCGGCGCCGGCAGCGCCCCGCGAGUCGCCCGCUCCUGCGCUCGCGCGUCCGGACGAGCCGUCGAGCCGUUCGCGCGAGGCGAGCCCGUCAGAGCCUGUCGCACCGCCGCUCAAGAAGAAGAAGAAGAAGGCCAGGCCCGCCGGCGCCGACCUCGACCGCGUUCCUCCACCCGCCGCCACCGCCGCCGCGCCCUCUCCCUCGCCCCUCUUCCCCUUCCCACUCGACGACGCCCGCCCGCCACCUCCAGCGGCUCGACCGCCCGAGCGCGCUCAGCCGCUCAAGCGUGUACGGUCGGGCGAGGCGGUGGCGCCGGCCCGAGGCUCGAGCGGCGAGGUCGCGGUCGUCAAGAAGAAGAAGAAGGUCAAGCGGAAGGGAGGGGACGAGAUUGACGACAUCUUCGGUUGA
This is a messenger RNA of Rhodotorula graminis WP1, 1200 nucleotides long. RefSeq lists its product as uncharacterized. NCBI's taxonomy places the organism in Eukaryota, Fungi, Basidiomycota, Microbotryomycetes, Sporidiobolales, Sporidiobolaceae. Bases 1 to 1200 code for a protein of 399 amino acids. The record is from RefSeq and is a predicted model, not a curated record. The transcript has 5 exons.